AUGGUGACGAUGCGAAUCAACGUUCUAUCAGAAGAAAACCUGAAAGUGAGUUCAGCAUACUCGGAUUCUCGUUAUGAAAUCGACAUCUUGCGAACAAAUGAUUUUCUGCUCACUGUGAAGAGUGAUUUUCUGCUCACUGUGAAGAGUGAUCAUUGUCAUACUUCGAAAGGGAUUUCAGAUCACUUUAACAGUCAUGUUCCACUUCAAAAGAGCAGCAGUACAUUUAGCGGCGAUUCGUCACCAUUGGAAAACGACGCAUAUGAAACAGAAACGAAUGAAUCGAAACUAUUCGUCACUCAACCGUCACACGAAGAAACUACCACAAAUGAAGAACCAAAGGAAAUAAUCACAGGAUAUCCGGAAGAGACGACUCAACCAACCCGAAGACGUUUCAUUUACGUUACGAAAAGACCUCGAAAAUCCAGAAAUUGA
Molecule: messenger RNA, 432 nt
Organism: Anisakis simplex (herring worm)
Lineage: Eukaryota; Metazoa; Nematoda; Chromadorea; Rhabditida; Anisakidae
Source: the annotation of a GenBank genome assembly